GCAGCGGGGCGACCACGCCGAUGGAGCUGGUGGCCGGCUGCUACGAGCAGGUCCUCUUCGGCUUCGCUGCGCGGCCCGGACAGCCCUGGACGGUUACCCCUGAUUUUACCCACCAUGCCCACACUGCUUCUCUGUCGGCCGUAGCAGUGAACAGCAAGUAUGUGGUCACAGGGAGCAGGGAUGAGUCGAUCCAGAUCUAUGACAUGAGGAAGAAGGUGGAGCAUGGGGCACUGCUGCAGCACAAUGGCACAAUAACUUGUCUGGAGUUCUAUGGUACUGCACAUCUACUGAGUGGGGCUGAGGAUGGACUAAUUUGUAUCUGGAAUACAAAGAGAUGGGAAUGCCUGAAAUCCAUUAAGGCGCAUAAAGGGCAUGUGACAUCUCUUUCUAUUCAUCCAUCCGGGAAAUUAGCUUUGUCAGUAGGAACAGAUAAAACAUUAAGAACUUGGAAUCUUGUAGAAGGACGAUCAGCCUUUAUCAAAAACCUGAAGCAAAAUGCCCACAUAAUUAAGUGGUCCCCUGAUGGAGAGAAAUAUGUGACUGUGAUAACAAAUAAAGUGGAUAUCUACAAACUCGAUACAGCUUCAAUCACUGGCACUAUCACAAUAGAGAAAAGAAUUUCUUCCAUUAGAUUUAUUACAGAUUCUGUCCUUGCCAUAGCUGGAGAUGAUGAAAUUAUAAGGUUCUACAGCUGUGACUCUCAAAAAUGUCUGUGUGAAUUUAAAGCUCAUGAAAACAGAAUAAAAGAUAUCUAUAGUUUUGAAAGGGAAGGACAACAUGUUAUUGUUACUGCAUCCAGUGAUGGUUACAUUAAAGUGUGGAAUCUGGAUCUUAAUAAGAUUAAAAACGUGCCAUCUUUAUUAUGUGAAGUCAGCACCAAAGCUAGGCUGACGUGCCUUGCAGUGUGGCUUGACCAAGCUUCAGAAAUGAAAGAAAAUUGUGAAAAAACUGCAACAUCAACUCAAGCAAAUGAAGAUGAGAAGCCAUCAGUAGACAAGAAGAAAGUCUGUGGGACGAAUAAAAGUGGUAAACUGACAAAACAACACAGACAAAUUGCUCCAGCUAAGCGAAAAUUGGAAGCUCCACUGCAAAAGAAGAAAAAGAAGCCGAAUAGCUCAGAAUGAAGGCGAAUGCUUUUUCUCCUGAAUAAGAAGUAAAUGCUGGUGUUGCUGUAGUUUUUACAAGGAUGUUUUAAAACUUCUUGUCGGGACAAACACCUCUGAACUGAUACGGUUUUCAAGAGUAAUUAUUUUUUACCCAGCUGAAUUGGCUGAUCAUUCUGAGAAAUAGUAAAAGGGAUGGCAACUUUACCUGAGAGAAUGAGGCUGAAAUAAACUCACAGUACGUAAUGCUUGUAUUUUUGUAUUUACAGCAGCAUACACUUUUUAACAGAUUCUGAAAUAGGCAGCUAAAAUGAUAAACAUAGCUACAUCUGUCUCAGUUAAAUUUUUGUGUCUCAGCUAAAUGCCUAUUAAAGUUAUAUUCUUUACUCAUAA
Centrocercus urophasianus (Greater sage-grouse) is the source of this 1496-nucleotide messenger RNA. RefSeq names its product PAK1 interacting protein 1 (gene PAK1IP1). Lineage: Eukaryota; Metazoa; Chordata; Aves; Galliformes; Phasianidae. The transcript is spliced from 10 exons. The coding region runs from base 21 to 1124 and encodes 367 amino acids. Gene Ontology annotation, molecular function: protein binding. The record is from RefSeq and is a predicted model, not a curated record.